GCUCCGCGCAUGCUCCGCGCCCGCCCCUCCCCGCGCUCUGCCCGUUCCCAGCGGCGGCGGCAGCGGGGCAAGGAUGAAGGACCGGACCGGGGAGCUGCGCGCUGCAAAGGACAGUGAUGAUGAUGAUGAAGUCACCGUCAGCGUGGACCGGGAUCGUUUCAUGGAUGAGUUCUUUGAGCAGGUGGAAGAAAUUCGAGGCUUCAUUGAUAAAAUUUCGGAGAAUGUGGAGGAAGUGAAAAGGAAGCACAGCGCCAUUCUCGCUUCACCCAACCCUGAUGAAAAAACGAAAGAGGAGCUGGAGGAGCUGAUGUCUGACAUCAAGAAGACGGCGAACAAAGUGCGCUCCAAACUAAAGAGCAUUGAGCAGAGUAUCGAACAAGAGGAGGGACUGAACAGAUCAUCAGCUGACCUGCGGAUAAGGAAAACUCAGCACUCCACGCUGUCCCGCAAGUUCGUGGAGGUGAUGUCCGAGUACAACGCCACGCAGACUGACUACCGGGAGCGCUGCAAGGGCAGGAUCCAGAGGCAGCUGGAGAUCACUGGCAGGACCACCACCAGUGAGGAGCUGGAGGACAUGCUGGAGAGCGGCAACCCGGCCAUCUUCUCCUCUGGGAUCAUCAUGGAUUCAAAUAUCACCAAGCAGGCACUGAAUGAGAUUGAGACACGGCACAGUGAGAUCAUCAAACUGGAGAACAGCAUCCGAGAGCUGCACGACAUGUUCAUGGACAUGGCCAUGCUGGUGGAGAGCCAGGGAGAAAUGAUUGACCGCAUCGAGUACAACGUGGAGCACUCGGUGGAUUACGUGGAGCGCGCCGUGUCCGACACCAAGAAAGCGGUGAAGUACCAGAGCAAAGCCAGACGGAAGAAGAUCAUGAUCAUAAUCUGCUGUGUGAUCCUGGGCAUCGUCAUCGCCUCCACCUUCGGUGGCAUUUUCGGCUAGACUCACCCCACAGGACUGUUUGUGUGCGAUGGAUGGAGCCGCGCGUGCCAUGGGGCUGCAGCCACACCGGAGCAACCCACGCAGCCCCGGAGCCUCCCAGCAGCAUUUCAGUUUCUAAUGCAUGGUUGUUUGUGACGCUGUGUGUGCGGUGCGGUGCGUCUGUGUGGAGGGAGCUCCAGCCCCGGGGCGCAGGGGGGGCAGGCGAUGGUGAUGGGCGCAAGGGGGACCCUGGGGGGGAACCCAAGCUCUCAUCACUGCUCCAGGCUGGGUGGCUGGCUGGGACCAGGUGGGGACAGAAGUGCCCUUGGGCACUGCUGCUCAUCCUGGCAUGGACAGUCUGUGUUAGUGACAGCUGAGGAGGGACUGAUGAUGGCUGUUAGGGAUCCUUGGGUGGCCAGUCAGCCUCCCCAGCUUGCCCAUCACCUCAAACUCUCAUGUCUGUCAGCCGCAUCUGUGCUUGCAAACACCUUCCCUUGGGCUGCUUCUCUUCAGGGCCCUUCCCCAGGGGUGCGCUCUACCCAGCCCUGCCUGGCCAGUGACUGUCUGGGGCUCCAUCCCUGCCACUCCUCCAGUGGCAGGGCUGUCCCCUCCCCACAUGAGCCCUCACCCCAGUAGGGUGCCAAAGGCUGGAGGUGCCACUGCAGGUGGUGGCUGCCUGAUGGAGCAGUGUGGAAUAAGGAGUUGCUGCUUGGGGCCAUCACAAUUGCCUGGGGACAGGAAUAGGGCACGUCAGGGCCAGUGCUGCUCCUGGCUGCUGGCCUCACAGGGCAGGAUGGCAAGGCUAGUCUAAGGCCAGUGAAUUUCACUGGCUGCCCAUCCUGCACCACAGCCUCAUCACAGUGCUCUCAGCCCUGGCACGUGGUGGUCCUGGCUCCUCUUGCCCACAGGCCUGGACUCUGCCUGCUGGGGUUUGGGACUGUUGCUGAUGUCCACAGCCCCUGGCAGCACUCACUUCCAAGCAGGGCUGCUCCAGCCUUGCUUUUUCAUACCCAGGGCUGGGGGUUAGAAGCAGUUGGGCUUUCUCCUGUUGUGGUCCCAGGAACAGCCCUUGCUGUAUCCAGCCCCCUGCAGGCAGCCUUCCUCUUCCUGUAUCCAGUCGGGCUCUGAACAGGCCAGUGCCUCACUGCCUGUUUGCCACCUCCUGGCACCCUGCUGCUCCUGGCACUGUGCCCUCCUGCCCAGCCAUCCAGUGAGGCACCUGCUCUCAGUGGGGUGCUGUGGGACAACCUGGGUGCCCUGUGCCCUCUGUCAUGCCCAUGGCAGAUGCAGCUGCUGUGAGGUCCAAACCCAGUGGCAGCUCGGGAGGGUCCAGUACUGCCAUUGCCUGUUUCCCUCAGGCUGGGGACAGGGCUCUGCCCUCACCUUCCUCCAGAGACCCCAGGGCUCUGGCUGGCCUGUGCACAUGCCAAAGUACCACAGAGGUGUCCCAAAGUAGGCUAGGCUCACUGCCACACUGGGACAGGGGCUGGCUGGCUGGUGCUGGUAGCAGAAAAGAGACACUUGAUGGCAGCCACUAUUCCAGCCCUGGGCAGCAUCACCUCCCAGCUCUGACUGGGUGCUGUGGCUCAGGUGCUGGCUGUGUGUGGUGCCCCUGGGUGCUGGGCAAAGGCAGUGGCUGCAGCCAUAGAAUGCUGCCCCCAGGGCCAGUCCUGCCCAGCAGCAGCCCUGACACAACUUCUUGUCUGCCACUGUUACCCGAGGUCCCCCCUGGAGCCCCUUGUUGCAUGCAGCUGCCCUUGGGAAGUAGGUCCAGCCUGGUUCCCCACACUGCCCAGUCCAAACCCCUCAGGGUGCAGCCAUGGGAACAUCCCAGACCACAGCCCCCUUCUUUCACAACCCAUGUGAGCUCCAGCACUGCAGCCUGCCUGCACUGAAGGGCUUGGGGCACCAGGACCAUGCAGGCAAGGGUAGGAGGCAGGCAAGGGCAGGGUCUCUGCUCCGGGGGGAGGUGUCUGGCUGCAGGAAAAGGGAGUGGCCAUGCUCCUGUCCGCCAGCAGCUCCCUGCCACUGCCGUCCAUGCUUACUCUGCCAGGCCAGCAAGAGCCCCAGGGCCCCUCCAGGAAGCAAUAACACUGGGCAGGGAAACCCUCCUCCCAGGCUCCUGCCCUUCAGCCAUGCUCCUGCCCUGCAGCCAUGCCCACUGCUAGCACAAGGUGACUAUUUUUUCUUCCAGGCAGCAGCUUUAGUGGCACAAGCUCACCUGACAUCAGGGCUGUGGCACCUCUGUCAAGGCACAAGGCCAAGAACUGCACCGGGGGGGAUUCUUGGCCCUUGCUCCUUGUUGGCACCACCACUGCCAGCAGCCCCCACAGCAGCAGGAGUUGGAUGGGGCCAGUCAGGGCCACUGGCACUUUGCUGGGAGCCUGUGGGCAGCAGCAGUGCUGGGCUCCAAAGCAAGGGAGAUGAGGAGCAGGCUGCCACUGCUGCCCCACAGGCAGGCUCACACUGUCCUCGCUGUGAGGGGAGGGUGUUUUGGUGCAAUAAUUACCCCUGCACUACGGGAAGCCCCAUUGAGUUCCUUUUUACCUACCUGUUGUUGCAUGUACAGACCAAAUCACCAAGUGUGGUUGUGCUUUGGGAAGAUGUUUCACCUUUUCUUUCCAGCCCCCAACCUGCACCCGCUUGUCCUUUGGGUUCCACCACCUCUGUUCCAAGUGCCACCCGCCCUCCCCAUGCCGGGAGCGUGUUGAUGCAGUAUUCCAUGAGCAGUGUGGGGCACGCACAGCUUGCACUCGAACUGGGGAUUGUUUUGGGGGUUUUUUGGUUCUUUUUGGUUUUGUUUUGGUUUUUUUUUUUUUUGUAAUUAAUGUACUUGAAGGCUUUCCAAGCCCCCCGUGGAGUUCUACUGUUGCUGUACUGUGAGCUAAGUGUCCUUGUUUUCUAUGUGGAUCUUGACCCUGGCUUGCUCUGUCUCACUGGGCUGGAUGACACUGUAUGUUGCCUCUCUUCUCCUUUCCUCUUUCCCUCCCUGCUAGCAUUCCUUUCUUCUCCCAAGGCUUUGGGUGCAAAACAGCUUCCCAUUUUGUGGAAUUUUUAUGUAGAAUAAACAUUUGUAACUGUAAA
Messenger RNA from Catharus ustulatus (Swainson's thrush), 4003 nucleotides. It is a transcript of the gene STX1A, whose product is annotated as syntaxin 1A. The transcript has 10 exons. Gene Ontology annotation, cellular component: plasma membrane; endomembrane system; SNARE complex. The record is from RefSeq and is a predicted model, not a curated record. Gene Ontology annotation, molecular function: SNAP receptor activity; SNARE binding. The coding region runs from base 74 to 940 and encodes 288 amino acids. NCBI's taxonomy places the organism in Eukaryota, Metazoa, Chordata, Aves, Passeriformes, Turdidae. Gene Ontology annotation, biological process: synaptic vesicle fusion to presynaptic active zone membrane; intracellular protein transport; exocytosis.